Molecule: messenger RNA, 1147 nt
Organism: Opisthorchis viverrini
Lineage: Eukaryota; Metazoa; Platyhelminthes; Trematoda; Opisthorchiida; Opisthorchiidae
Exons: 5
Coding region: 41-913 (290 amino acids)
Biological process (GO): galactose metabolic process
Cellular component (GO): cytosol
Molecular function (GO): galactokinase activity
Source: RefSeq, a predicted model, not a curated record
CGCGCAUUCCGGAGUACACGCCCGAAAAGCAGCCACCUCAAUGUACAACGAGCGUGUGUCUGAAUGCCGUCUGGCAGCAAAGGCCAUACUGAUUGAAUUUACGAAACCUCUGGUCACCGUCAGACCAGUUCCACUCCCAUCUGAUGUGGUGUUUGUGGUCGCGCAUUCCGGAGUACACGCCCGAAAAGCAGCCACCUCAAUGUACAACGAGCGUGUGUCUGAAUGCCGUCUGGCAGCAAAGAUUCUGACGUUAAACUCACCGAAACCAACAGUUCCUGUGGAUAACAAACCGCUUUGCUUAGUGGACGCCCAACUCGCGUGGGGAAUGGCAAGGCCGGGUGAUAUGGUGCGUAGCGUGGCUGGUUCAACAUCCAUCGUGAAGCGAUUCUUGAAGCCUGGUAUAACCGAACGAAGCGAGUUAUCUAGUGUGCCUCUGUCUGCUGAGGAGAUCGAUUCAUGUCUGACACCUAGAACUAAGAACAUGAGUGAAUUUCGUCUACAAGAACGUGCAGAACACGUGUACGCUGAAGCCGAACGCACUCUGGCCUUUUACGACCUCUGUAACCCGCUCACACCUGCAGGGGACGUUGAAAAUGCACAAGCGAUCACUCAGAAACUCGGUGAACUGAUGAAUGAGAGUCAGCGAUCAUGCGCACAGCUGUAUGACUGUUCCUGUCCAGCUCUGGACGAACUGAUUUCAAUCUGCAGAUCUGCAGGUGCGAUUGGCAGUCGACUCACUGGCGCUGGUUGGGGUGGUUGCACCGUCUCCUUAGUACCCAAAGCAAUAGUCUCGGAUUUCAUGAGUCGGGUACGAACGGAGUACUACCUGAAGAAGGGGAUGAAGGAAGAGGCAGUAAAGUUGAUCUUCGUCAGUAAACCCGGUCGGGCCGCCGGCUAUAUGGUUGUCAACUAGAUCUCGGUGAAUGAUCCCAAACUACGGCGAAAUUUCCCCAGACCUGCUUUUCCUAGCACUUUUUUCAAUUAUUGUGCAAUCGAUCCGUCAAUCCAUCAUCCUCUGUAGGUUGUGUGAUUUUUUUCACGUUUGUAUCUUUUUACGACGACCGGGGACUGGGUAAAAUACACAGCGAUUUUAAAUUAACUUCGAAAAAAAACUCUUGUCUCUAAAUGACUUGCUUCAGUUAGUCGU